GGGAUUCCAAGACGCUCCCAGGCCAGCGAAGAGAUAUAAUCCCUCCACCUGGUCCUAGGUCUACCCCUCGGUCUCUUCCCAGCUGGACGUGCCUGGAACACCUCCUUAGGGAGGCGCCCAGGUGGCAUCCUCACUAGGUGCCCGAACCACCUCAACUGGCUCCUUUCAGCGCGAAGAAGAAAACAAAAGUUGAUUGAAGUGUGUGUUUCUAUAAUCGGGACUAUCCACUCUAGUGAUGUGAAAAAUAGAGUCAGUUAAUUUAACAAUGUUCCCUUAAAUGAUAUGUUUCUUAUCUGUGAUGCAAUAACACAUAUUUAGUUCUUGACACAACUAAAGGUAAUUUAAACUUACAUGACAACUUAAAAUGCAUUAAUUGUACUGAACUUUUUGUUUCACUAUAAGUACACAAAGAUAGUUACAACAUCACAGUUCUUAUAAGAACUCUGAAAAACAGUUAUUAAAAUCGUAUGACAUUGAAAUGCUCCUUACAAUUAUUCCACCCAUUAUCAGUAUGUAUCAGGUGAGGCUGAAAUUCAAGGUUCUCCAUUAGCUUAGCUUUUGACACUUUAAGUAUAAUUAGAUAAUAUGUGACUUAUACUUCAGAAAGAGUAUUAUUACUCUGUGGAAUUAGUAGUUAAGUAAAGAAUAUAAAUACUUAUCCCACCACUGUCAACCAAACUGGGUAUGGGAGUCAUAUAGAUAUUCAUUUCAUUUCUUUGAAUUUUAGUGUCUGUUUUUAUGUGUAUUUUAUAUCACAAUCAGGAUUUCAAACAGAUUCCUGUCAUAAAAGAUAACCACCGAUCACAUAACCCUUUUUCCCCGCUCACGUUGACCUACACCGUUGUCACUGAUCUUUAUGAGCGGUCCCUGAACGCAGCAGCAGGAACCAGCCGUCUCACAUUCGCUGCCCCGUGAGUGACGGUGGUGGAGGUUUGAUGGGCGGGGGAUCGGACCAAUCAACGCCGCCCUGUGAGCUCCGAAAGUCUGUCUCCUGCUCCUCCUCCCCCCGCUGCUGGCUCUACGGAGCAUUCCUCAUCUUCCUGAGGCUCGAGAGCAGAGGAACGCGACGUCGAAAACGAAGCGAACCGAACACACGACGGAUUCAAACCCCUAAUGACACUUUCCAAGGGCACGUAAGGUCAAUGUUGGGUCGCGGUGUGAAACGGAAGUGGAGCUGCCUGGAGGAGCUGGAGGCCGAGACCCUCCCUGCUGCUGCAGAGAAGGAGAGGAAUGGCGAGGAAGGCGGAGGGGAUGAUGACGGGUUCCUCGUGGGUCCAUCCAAAUCCGACAUGAACCACCUGCAGCAGCGGCAGCUCGUGCUCGGCCUCUGCAUGGAGAAGCUCCAGAGCUACCAGGCCGGCAUGGAGCUCAGCCUGCGACGCUCGGUGCUGCUCAUCAACACGCUCAGGCAGAUCCAGGAGGACAUGCAGAGCGAGGGGGCGGGAACAUCUGAGACGCUCCUCAACCACACCGACUCCUGCCUUCUCAGGGAGGACAUGCAGGUUACGUGUCCCGGCUGUGCAGAGGAGGAUGGGGACAGCCUUUCUCCACCACUGUCCCCAGAGUUUCCUUCUCAGGAGGCAAACAGCCUGCCCGACCAGCAGAAAUCACUUCCUGCUGCGGCCAUUAAUACUUUUAGUGAUGCAGUAAGCGCCAUGGGCUACCUCAGCGACCUCACCCUGGACGACAUCUUCGACGACAUUGACACAUCGAUGUAUGAGACUUCAGAACUGCCUUCGGCCUGGUCGGCGGGCUCCCUGUGGCCCAUCAGUGUGUCGCUGUGGACGGACGAGGAUGUCAAAAUGCGUCCUCCUAGCCACCCAUCGGCUGGGACUCUCCAGUCCUGUCUGAUGGACCUGAACGAACUGGACCACAUCAUGGAGAUUCUGGUAAAGUCCUGAUCACCAAGAUGAACUUUUACUGCACACAGUCUCAGAGUCAGAUCCCAGCUGAGGACGGGACCUUCGACUUUUAAGGCACCGUCUGACAUUUGGGUUGAAAAUGCGAUUCAAGCUUCAGCUAGAUUUAAUUCAUUCCUUUGCAAAUAACUCUUAAAAAAUCCAUCCAAAAGUUAUUUGCAAGAACAUCAAUAUUUAUUACCAUACAUGAAGAAACUGGUUUAAAUAUGAAUAUGAAACAUCCAUUCUUACACACUUUUACACUGUCUUUGGUCAUAUUUCCAAACACUAUAAGUUAUGUGAAGGCGUGUAAAGGUUUUUCUAGAAGUCUCAGUGGAAUUCAGUAUUGGAAAUCUUAAGCUAUCAAAUAAUAUUGUUGACAUUCAACGAGAAAAAGACACAUUUCUGCAGCUUUAGGACAGUGGCAGUGUGGGUCAAUAAUCUGCAGUAAAAGUACAGGAGGCAUGUCUAGACAAAGUCAAUACACCAAAAGUGUUUUGCAACCACAGUAAAGUUGCUGUGAAAGUAGAUUUUCCUUUAUUUUAAACUAUCAUUUCAGAUGGACCAUUUAAUAGCCACUUUUUUAUGCCACUUAUCACUCCACGUCUUUUGCGAAAGCAGCAUCUCUCUGCGAGUGAAUUCACCAGAAGACGAAACCUAAGCUUCCGUGUUCGUCGGGUCAUUCAGAUCUGGGUUGAUUAUUAAUUGAAAUCCCGUCAAUGACUUAAGAGGUGUGUCCUUCCAGCGUUGGGACUGAAAGACUUGUAUCACUUCGCGUAGGAUCUUUAAAUCAGACAUCAGUCACAAGUCUUUGUGGCUGUGUUCAUGCAGCAGAGGGGUGGACAGUCUUUAUUAAUAUACUUAUUUGGCUCAUGAAAAGGAGAAUGUGGCCACUGAAUUUGGGGAUUACCAGCCAAAGAAGUAUCAAGUCCCCAAAAUGGAUGACAAGAUGUUUAAAUAGUUCCAACACAUUUGAUCUAAUAUUGUUAUUUAUGAAUGAAAGAUCACCCACAAUCUGCAGCAGAUCUUCUUUUUGUAUAUUGAGUUUGUUGUUUGGGUGUGAGUGUAACUUAUAAUUGAGAUUCUUUAUGAUCUUGGGACAAACUAUCAGAAGCCUGUACGUGAAAUACUCACGGUUGACGUGAACAGUUUAUCCUUGUCGGCAGCUUGUAUUUACGGUAAAUGCAACAUGUCACGAACGCAGCGUAAAUCAUGUAUUUUAAAUAGUAAUGUUAUCCCAGUGUGGUGCUGACUGAGGAGCCGAUCGCCUCACGUCAAAAAUCAGGAUCACUUUGCCAUGUCUCAGAAUUGUAAAUGACAACAGAAACCUACAGUAUGUAUUUUUAUGGCCAUGAUGGUAUGACUUUUUAUCGCAAUGUACAGAAGACAACUGUUUUAUAUGUGUGUUUCUACCUGAAGCUCUAACCCCAUGUCCAUGAUGUCCGACCGUCACUACGUGUGUUCUACCUCCUGAUGUCUGUCUCUUCGUUUACCUGGACACUCCUGUCUGUCACUGAAAUAUUUGCAAUUUUCCCCGGUUUUAACUCGGCUGAAAAUCCAACCCGAUGGUCUCCAAUGUUUUCCUGUCAGGCCAAAGCAAUCCAUCCUCAUCUCCUUCUCAUUGUAAAACGUGCCUUACUACUGAAUUUAACUUAUAGGUAUAAGUGGUUGUCUGUGCUCGAGCUUCAUUUGUAGAAACCUAAGAACUGAAGCGAGGGGUUCUUUAAAGCGCCACAACCCGCCAUCGUUUCUUCUCCUUUCUUUGCCUUUUUUUUUUCUGUGCUCGGUGAACACUAGUGGCAUAUGAGCUUAAUGUAUCCAGACAGGAUGACAGUAAACUAGCUGAGGGAGGAGGUGGCAGCGAGGGCCAGGAGGGAAAAUAAGAGGAGGAGGAGGAGGACAUGGAGGUGGGAGGAGGGGUGGGAGGAAGCUACUUGCGUCACUUGUUCAGUAGGAGGGGUUUUGAGCUUGUUUUGCACUCAGACUCAGACCACCGACCAAUCACAGGAGAUGUACAAGCAGUCGACUGCUGCUGCUGCUCCAACAACAACUUGUUUUUGCUCCUCAUGGCUCUGCACAGAAAUACAGUGUUGGAUUUCAGCGUCAGAAAUGAAGCCACUUUUCUGUUUUCUUUGUUUGUUUUUCUUUUUGCAUAAUCUAUCUGACAGUACAGAAAGCAGAAAGCUGCAGUGUUAUUUAUAAAUGUAUGAUGAGAGUGUCCGUAAAGCACAAGCUGUAUGUUGUUGAUGCUGAUUUAUGAUCUAAAUAUAACCGAAGGAUGCUAUGUAAUGAAAUGAUCAUUAAUAAUGUAUUUUAUGUGAAAUAUUUUAUAGAUUUUAUUCAAUAAUACAGUGGAAAUACCAGAAACUUC
This is a messenger RNA of Eleginops maclovinus (Patagonian blennie), 4269 nucleotides long. RefSeq lists its product as uncharacterized. The coding region runs from base 936 to 1901 and encodes 321 amino acids. Gene Ontology annotation, molecular function: transcription regulator activity. The transcript has 2 exons. Gene Ontology annotation, cellular component: nucleus. The record is from RefSeq and is a predicted model, not a curated record. NCBI's taxonomy places the organism in Eukaryota, Metazoa, Chordata, Actinopteri, Perciformes, Eleginopidae.